AAAUUUCUAGCGGCCUUUAAGCACCUUUUCUUCUCCACUUGGUUCAUUCGAAGAACACAAAGAAGGGAAAGUGUCUUAACAGGAAAGAAAAGAUCAUGGCAUGUUUUCUUCCUUUCAAUAACAGAAGCCUGGACAUAUGCCUCUUUCUCUUCAAGCCAACAGUUGUGCUUGUCGACGACCUCAUUGAAUCACUCAAAAAUUUCUCUUUGCGCACUGAAAGUCUUGGUUGUCUUCAGAGUUCUAUAUUCAAGAGCAUCCAUGGAAACAUGAUCAUUUGGUAUGGAGGAUGGAUGAAGAAAUCUAGUCAAGACAAAGAUUUAUUGACAACAACCUUAUUAUCAAUGUUAGCAGAUACGUCAAGCAUGGCGGUCCUGACUGAGCACAGCUUCUUUGAUGCAUAUGCAGGAGAAUCAAGAGAUGGCACUUCAGCAGCCAAGUUCUCCAGAGGUGACACAAUCUCCAUGAACAUCAUCCAACCUUCCUCCGGUGAUCUCAACGACCUCUCCUAUGCAAACUUAGCUCUCUUCAGGUCACGUUUCUUGAAGAUGGAAGGCGCAGCAGCAGGGGUUUGCUUGAAGUGCCUGAGCAUGCCAAUGGUAGCAAGCCUUUAUGUAUGGAAAUCCCUCCAAUCCUGCUAUUCUUGGAUCCUUAACUCGGAUUAUAGGAAGAACAUGUUACCUUAUCUUGAGCGAUUCUCUCUUAGUAUUAAGUAUGACAUCUUCAAGGUAGUCUAUGUUAGUAGUGAAAAUGUGCUCAGUUAUCAGGUUCCAGCUCCCCAGCGGGUGCUAGAAAAUGGACGAGAAAUCAAAGAGGAAACGCAGAUCAUGCCAAGUUGAAGUAUGGCUUUCUUAGCCAAUUUAGCAUAUACAUUUUGUUGUCAUCUAAACUGAGUAUUAUGAAAGGCUCACGGACUAGUUAUGUUGAAUGUUUGUCUUUGCUUUAAUUUCUUGGGCAGAAAUGUUUUCUGC
Messenger RNA from Rubroshorea leprosula, 968 nucleotides. NCBI's taxonomy places the organism in Eukaryota, Viridiplantae, Streptophyta, Magnoliopsida, Malvales, Dipterocarpaceae. The record is from the annotation of a GenBank genome assembly.